AUAAAAAGAGGAGCGCGGGGGAAAAGUAGGGAGAAGCUCCGGAGUCAUUCUCUCUCCUCCACUCCACGCCCGCAACUUGCCCGCUGGCACAUGGGUGCCAGACGGAGCCGCUAGCAGCGGAACGACCCGCAGCACCUGUCCAGCACCGCACAGCGCCCGCAUAGCCAGCGAGGCAUCCCGCCGCCGAUUGCCGGACUCCGUGCAUGCGAGGUGUGAAGCUGGGCUGCGCCCCUGAGCCAUCGCCAUGGAUUUUGUAAUGAAGCAAGCUUUAGGAGGGGCUACCAAGGACAUGGGAAAGAUGCUGGGUGGGGAUGAGGAGAAAGACCCUGAUGCUGCCAAGAAAGAAGAAGAGCGACAGGAAGCCCUCAGACAAGAAGAGGAGGAGAGGAAAGCCAAGUAUGCCAAGAUGGAGGCUGAAAGAGAAGUUAUGAGACAGGGGAUUCGAGACAAGUAUGGGAUAAAGAAGAAGGAGGAAAAAGAAGCAGAGGCCCAGGCUGCACUGGAAGCAAAUGCUGAAGGAAGCCUGACUCGUCCAAAGAAGGCUAUUCCUCCUGGCUGUGGGGAGGAGGAGGAGGAGGAAGAAGAGAGUAUUCUAGACACAGUCAUCAAAUACCUACCGGGUCCCCUGCAGGACAUGUUCAAGAAGUAAUAACUGCAGACUGCUAGAUGGGCAUAAACAGUACUGCAAAGGAUUUCUCUUUUGCCCAAUGGGGAUUUACAAUCUAGCCAUCCAUCAUGCACCUCUGCCCUCUAAUGCUCACUAGGAGUCCUUUUGCUUCCCAUUGCCCCCUGCCUCUUCCCUUUGCCUCUACCCCAAGAUUCAUCCGUCCUUUUUUUUGUAAAUAGUCACAUCCAGUAGAUGCCUCUAAAUGUAUGUAAAAAUUAAAAAGCUGCAGACUACACAACUUUUAUUAUAAGCCAUAGUACUGUGUAUGUUAAAUAAGGCAACUGUACAUUAAGCAUAGAAAAGGAACAACCUCACCUGCAUUUUGACCCAAAGCAAGAAGAAUUGUUUAUUCAGUGUGAACAGUAUCCUUUUUAGUUUUCUUUAAUUAUUAUUACUGAUAAUAAUUAUUAGUUUUUUUAUUAACGUUCUUGUUGAUUGGGUCACAUUAGCCAUUUGUUGUUGAGCACAUCUACCCUUGGAAAGAAUAUCUCAGUUCUCCCAUGGAAGCAGAGCUUUUCAGUUUUAAUUCCAUCACUGGCAUAAAUAAAAAAUCAUUUGGAAGCUAAAUCAUGCAUGACUUACACAGCUGACAUCACUCAGAACGAUAGAAGAAGUGAGUCAUCUGCCCUCAGAUGCUGAUAGAAGUUAAAUGCCUCAGAAUCUAAGCAAGAGUCAUGUCACUUUGGUAAUUAGCCAUACACUUAACUUGAAAGAGCAGAUUUGGUCUGACAGGUGACAUAUAGAGAGCCAAAACUACAGUAGGGUGUGUGGUACUAUUAGAGGACCUCUCCACUUCUUGGAAGUCAGUGAUCAAGAAUGUCGGCCUCUCUGAUUAACUAAACUUCCUUUUUCUGCCCAGUGCCAUAUUUGACAAUCUCAUUCCCAGCAGUGCUUGCAUUUUGUCUCCAGUACAUUGUUACUGCUGUGUUCUACCCAUCCUUCAGUGCAGUUGUGGGAGAAAGUGAAAGUUAGACAUGACACUAGAGAGCCAGAAAUUCUAAGUUUCCUACAUUCAUACUAAGUUGCUCUGCUGCCUUGGAGAGGUAAUUCAUUUUUCUGAUUCAGUUCCUCCAGCUGUUAAACUGAACUUUCAGUCUACACCUACUGUAAAAGGAUGUAGUAAGGAUGAUUGCACAGUUCUUUUCCAGUAUUUUGCAGGAGCUAAUUAAUAUUUUAACAGUGUAUAGUAUCUGUUGAUUCUACAAAAGUAUGAGGAAAUUGCUCUCUCAACACUGUCUUUAGUACCUUAGCCAGACAUAGGUACAGAUUUUUUCUAGUGCAGCACAGUAAGCAUUGAGUAACUAAAUAAGAAAAGCCAAAUUCUUCUGAAGAUGUUGAUUUGCUAGUACACACACACUCAACAGAUUUAUUUUGAACACGAUCCCUUGCUAAGUUUUCUGGAAAAAAAGCUGAAAAGCUGAUGGUAGAAUUUUUGUAUUUGGCUACAUCACCGUAGUAGCUGCUAUAAGAGCAUCAACCAUCUCAGUCUCACAAUCUUAUAGGAUAAUCACAGAACCAUAGAAUCAUAGAAUAUCUUGUGUUGGAAGGAACCAUUGAGUCCAACUCCUGUUCCAUUGCUAUGCCAGGUUUUUCUUAAACUUAAACAGGUUCACCUAAUUCAAUAACAUGGUAUUUUUUUUAGAAAAGGCAGUUUCCUUUCCUUUAAGGGUGAAUCUUGGCCUCCUCAUCAGUUUUCAAAAUUAUAAUACCAUGACACUGUAUUAAAGUGGUAGGAAUCUACUGAUUAAAAAAGAUGGAGAACUUGUAGUUCACCAGCAUGCAUCAAGUACAGUGGACAGAUACCAUCUCCAUGUAAUCAGGGUUUGCCUCACAAAAGUAGUACUGUUUAUUCCUAUCAUGGAAACAGUAGAAACAGCAACAGAAAGGAAAACAAUCUGAGAUAUCUCAUUAGGUAUCUAAAAUUAAGCAUUUUACCCUAAUGGAACUUAUUUGAUUCACUUGUUGAGUAUAACUGACCAUAGGCAAAUAUUCCUGUACUUUUCUGGAUAUGGAACUUAAAGAGAUAUUUGUCAUCCUUUCAAGUAAGUAUAAGCAUCAUAGUUAAGGCAGUGAGCCUUAACUACGUAAACUAGUGUGAAUUCUGUGUUUUUUAGCAGCAUCUUGUACAGUAGGAAAAAAAAUAUUGUGAAAGAAAAUAAAUACAUUCAUUUUGUCCCAUUCACCCAAUUGUAUUGGGUGUAUUGACUAUACCCAGUUUGGGUAUAUCAGCAGUCCUUGCUGCUUCCCAACAAACUUCAGUGGCAAGCUUCUACGAAAUCUAGGGUGGAAGUUGAGGAUAUUAAACUGAUCUACAAGUCAAAACCAGCUGAUAAAAAGGCAACUUGUUCUGAGUUGGAUCUACAAACAAGACAUGCAAACUGCUCUGAGUUUUUUGCAAGGAAAGAAGAAGGUAGGUUUUACCCUUUCAGAUAAUAUCAGUGCUUUUCUGCCCUUUCAUUAGAGUAAAAUGAGUGUGUCCCACUCAGACUUCAAUGACCCAGAACACUCUUUAACUCUGGAUCAAUGCUUGGUUAGUGCUGAGCAACAUAUCAUUUUCUAGGGAGAACAUCCUACUCACUCCAUGCAAAUUCAGCCACCACUAAAGUAGCUAUGCUUGUUUAAGUAAAUUAAAUAAAGCUUACUUAAGUAGAUCUCAAACAACUGAAAACUCUCCUGCUACAAAGGCAGCAGCUUUUUUUGUUUGUUUGUUUUUGUUUUGUUUUUUUUUUAUGCUCUGAGAGAGAAUUAGAUCCAACACCCCUGAAAGCUGAAAGGUAGAGAGCCUGGUUCUUUGCUCCAGCCAUUCACUGGUAGUGAAAUCUGCUGACACACUAACAUCACAUCUUCUGAAACUCUCUGACUGAUGUGAGUGGCUGGUCUAUUUUCCCUAAUGCAUAAGUCAAAGCAGCACAAAAGUUCUCCUGCUAAAAGAAAUAUAUUCAUUCAUUUAUAAUCUCCCCUGGUCUUGUCUUGGAGGAGUCUACAAACAAAGAAACAAGAGGUUGAACUCAUACUGCUUUACUUUGGAUUUCUCUAAGGUUUGUUUGUUGACCUAUCCCUAGCCCACAUCAUGGACUCAUCUCUUCAUCCAGUCAAAUACUGUCCAUGAGGCAGAAGCAAGGUUUGCUACAUGCUGUCCCUUAUGUUGGACAAUACUGCCAAUUGUUUGUUGGUUUUCAGUUUUCCUGGCACCUUGACGGGUGCACUUGUGUGUGGAAGAGGAAACCACAGAGGGUCAGGAGAGAUAACGGAGGGAUAUUUGAUAUAAUUUUUUCUAAUUGUGCCUCAACAGCUGCGCCAUUAACUGGUCUAAGUCAGAAUCUUGUGUAGCCUAUGCUCUAAUGUCAUAAGCAAGUAGUAUUCUUCCCACGCUCAGUGUAUUAAAAAAAAAAAGUAUUUCUUUUUGUGAGCUGAGCCCACAAUGGUGUGUACAUCUAGAUCCAAACUCUGAAAAAUGCUGUGGGAACACUGUGUGGAGUUUGUUACAAGUUAGGCUCACAAAGCAGGAGCAAAAGGAGAAGUGGUUUAUUGAAUAAUAUUUGCUGAGCAUUUUUCAUUGUGGGAGCUUUCCAGCCCAGCCAUGUCAUCAGUUCUGUACCUCAGCUCUCCCAGACCACAGUAGACCUUACUCCAUGGGCAGUAGAGUUCAGCCAGUUGUGAGCUGCCAGAUAUGAAUUUUCCUUUUAAUUUUGAAUUUCUUUCAAUAAAGAAAUGUGACAGAAGACCUACCACAGGUACUGGGCAGAUUUUUCUUGGUUUUGUCUCAGAUAACCUUGCAUGAAUUCUGGGCCUCUCCCCAAGGCAUUCCUUCAUCUCCAAAGUGCCUAAGCCAAUCUGAACAGGCUCGAAAGCAGGCACUCCCCCCUCCCUUGUGCCCAUUCUUUCCGCUUCCCACCCUGCACUACCAAAACGGUGCACAAGACCUUUGGCUGAUGUAUGAGUGUGAGAAGCAUUGUCAGACACUAUCCCCCUCAGCACACAAGCAGGCGUUGAAGCACUUGAACAAGACCAAAGAUAAGUAUAGUUCAUUGUUUAGAUUCUGAAUUUCUCUUUGUCAUUCCAUGCCAUUGUUUCGUUUGUGUUGCUAGUCUGUUCAAUCUUAGGUAAAUGAGGUCUUCUUUUCUUUUUUCUCUUUUCUUUCUGUCCCUUUUCCCUCCCACCUCCCUCCCCCUACCCC
This is a messenger RNA of Meleagris gallopavo (turkey), 4844 nucleotides long. RefSeq names its product complexin 1 (gene CPLX1). Gene Ontology annotation, molecular function: syntaxin binding. Gene Ontology annotation, cellular component: SNARE complex; terminal bouton. Lineage: Eukaryota; Metazoa; Chordata; Aves; Galliformes; Phasianidae. The record is from RefSeq and is a predicted model, not a curated record. Gene Ontology annotation, biological process: synaptic vesicle exocytosis; neurotransmitter transport; regulation of neurotransmitter secretion.